AUGGCAGAAAAAUGGAUUGAUUUUGUUUGUGUUCAGCUGCGUCGCGGAAUUUGCCAACAUUAUUUCAUCGAUAAAAUGAAUAUAUUGGAGGGUUAUUCAACUGUUUCGUUGUUGAAAGCUGCAGCAAUAUUGGAGAAUGUUAAAUUAGAUGAUACAAUUAACCUUAAUCUAUUUAUUGAACAAGAUAAAUUAGCAUUUGACUCAAACAAAAAUUUGGAGGAUUGGCUAAAAAGUCUGAAAAUUGAUGAUGUUUUACGUGUAAAUGACGAUUACAAACAGCUCAAACAAAACUGGUUAUUAUUUGAUUCAUCCUAUGCUGAAGGUCAUAAUAUUGCGUGCUUUUACAUCCUAAAUCAACUUCGUAUAAUUGAUGGCGAAAAAGAAAAUAAUCUUAGUCGAUUUAAAUAUAUAUUCCUCGAUUCAAGUGAAACAAGUCGUUGGCAGUCGCCUUUGAAUGGUGAAACUGUGGCAACAAUAAGUAUAAGUGAUUUUGUUGAUUCUCUAAUAGGAUUUGUUUUUGUCUUAAAAAACAUACAAGAUGCUAUUUGUAACGGAAUAGUUCCUGCGGAAAAUAUCGCAGGACCGGAUUCAUCUCUUGUUCAACAGGGACAAAACGUAUUUAGUGAUUUGAUGAGUCAACAGGGUUUGGUGUCACUAUGGAUUCCGUUGUUUACCGGACAACAUUUUGGAUAUCGUCAUCCUGUACAGUCGGAUUUUCGACAACUGUUUGAACGUCGUUCUGUUCUUGAUUUUCAUCCAGACGGACCGUUGCCAUCUUUUAUUUCGCCCGAUCACCCAGUAUUCACAGACAUUGUAACAGCAGCAAGCAUUUACAAUGAUUGUUCUGUAAUUGUAUCAGAUCGUCUGGCAAAUUUGUUAACUUCUAGCACUGAUCAACAAACGACAAUCAGCAGCCUUAUUAAUCAAGCGCAGACAACUUCAACACAAGCAUCGAAGAAAACCAUCGAACUAGUUCCGUCAACGACUUCAAAUGAAAUGAUGUGUUUUGCCACGAAUAAAUCACCCGGCAAUAAUGAAAAUGUUUGCGUUGUUAUAUAUGAUCCAAAUUUUGAUGUGAAAGAUUUAACAGAUGAAAUAGCCAACAGUUAUCGUUCGAUCAAUGAUUAUUGUCUUUUUUAUACAGAUUCAUCGCAAUUGAAAACACAUGUCAGAUCAAUCGAUGAAGAAACGAUAUAUUUGGUUUUGGUCGAGACCGCUGAACAAUACGUCGACGAAACAAAUGAUCUUUUAUUAGAAUUGAAAAAUCUAAUACAAGUUGGGGGGAUAUUUCUCCACUGUUCGAAUUCCAAAAGAAAAACUCAUUAUCGUUCGUUACUUUCGAAUGCUGAUUCAAAAUUAACUGGUAUAUUUUCAACAAUGACAGAGCUGUUGAAGACCAUGAAAAUUUCAAUUGAGCAACAGCAAAAUGAACUGAUAAUAUAUCCCUCUUACAAUCCGUCCCAUACCCACAUGCUCACAUUAAUCGUCGGAUACAAUUCCCAUUUCUUUUGGAAUUUGUUAAUCAAACAACUUUAUUUUACUUCCACUAUUCUCGGCCCUAACUUAACAACAACAGCAAACAGCGGUAAUGAAUAUUUUCAACAGCGUCAUCUAUUUAUUGAAAACGUAAAAGAAUACUAUGCUGAUAACAUCUUCGAAAUGAAUAAUAUAAAAGAAUUUGAGAAGGAUUACCAAUCAGACAGUGAUGCAAUCAAAUGGUUUUUAAAAACAAAUUGCUUUUUAUACAAAUGGCUUUCGAAAGCAUUUUGUGCGAGAAAUGUUGACCAGUUGAAAUUAAUGAAAUUUUUUAUCAUGGAUCUAAUAUCAAAUCUUGAACAUAUUUCGCCGCAACAAUCAACAAUGACAAUUGACAAUAAGGAAAAAAUCUAUUUUAAACGUUUAGUAUCAACAAAAGGAUAUGAAACUCUGUUAAAAUCAAUUGAUAAGUUAAUUAUAUUCGAUGGUUUCCUAGUUAUGAAUCCAUCUGCUGAUGAGUGCUGUUGCACAGGUAUGUAG
Messenger RNA from Didymodactylos carnosus, 2016 nucleotides. The record is from the annotation of a GenBank genome assembly. Lineage: Eukaryota; Metazoa; Rotifera; Eurotatoria; Philodinida; Philodinidae.